This is a messenger RNA of Kwoniella botswanensis, 2451 nucleotides long. RefSeq lists its product as uncharacterized. Gene Ontology annotation, molecular function: protein binding. The record is from RefSeq and is a predicted model, not a curated record. Lineage: Eukaryota; Fungi; Basidiomycota; Tremellomycetes; Tremellales; Cryptococcaceae. The coding region runs from base 1 to 2451 and encodes 816 amino acids. Gene Ontology annotation, cellular component: cytoplasm; Cul4-RING E3 ubiquitin ligase complex. The transcript is spliced from 9 exons. Gene Ontology annotation, biological process: negative regulation of fatty acid biosynthetic process.
AUGCCCAGACAUAUACUGCAACCCCUACCAAAAGCUUUCAAACCUACGCCCUCAUCUUCCUCAAGAUAUCAACGACAUGAUGAGAAUAUGUGGGAGACACUGGAUAGGGUCCAGGUUCUGGGUGAGACUGAUGGGCAUAGGGGAUGUGUGAAUGCCCUAUCGUGGUCGGAUGACGGGACGACGUUAUUAUCUGGAUCAGACGACAAAAGAAUAUGUAUCUGGCAACCUGACCCUCACCCAUCUUCCUCCUCCUCCUCCUUUUCUUCUUCAUCGUACUCGCCCCAUCCAUUGAAGCUGUCCGAUACGAUUUCGACGGGUCAUCGAGCGAAUAUCUUCUCAGCAAAGUUUUUACCGAACACAUCUACACCUACGAUCGUGAGUUGUGCGGGUGAUAGGGAUGUUAGGGUGUUUGAAGUUGAGAGGUUAGUAAGGGACACGGCGACGGGGGAGCUGAAAGGUGAAAGAGGUGAUGGCGUAACAAUCCUGAAAUGUCAUAAAGAUCGAACCAAACGAAUAGCUACCGAAAACUCGCCAUACUUAUUCCUAACGGUUUCAGAGGAUGGUACAGUCCGACAACACGAUUUACGUAGACCACAUACAUGUAGAUCACAAUGUCCCGAACCGCUCUUCUACGCUCCGAAGGGUGUGGAUCUGUAUAGUCUAAGUAUUAGUACGGUCACUCCUCAUAUCUUUGCGGUAGCUGGUAGAACGGAUUGUGCAUUCAUAUGCGAUCGAAGGAUGUUACCUCGUCAAACUCCCUCUUGGGGUCCGAACAUACGUUCAUCAGGUCAAGUUCACUGUGUGCGUAAAUUGGGAUUGCCAAAUGAUGAAUGGGAUAAAGUCGCGCCUAAUAAUGGGAAUCGCUUGUUUGGUGAGGAAAGACAUAUUACCUGUGUCAAGAUGAGUCCACAGAAUGCAGAUGAAGUAGCAGUAUCGUUCGCAAAGCAUUCUACCUCGUUAUUCUCCAUAUAUGAUUCUCCUCCUUCAACUUCGAUCAGGAAUGGCUCUUCAAGUGUUAUUCCGCCUAAUGAGGGAAGUAGGAAAGGGUCAAAGUCACCUACUUCCCCGACAAAGAUCAAGAGGAAAUCGAAAUCACCCUCAAUUCCAGCUUCACCCAGUCGACGAUCGCCUCGAUCACCCCCACCUGACCCACCUGCGCCGUACAUACUUGCAGAUGACAUUCCGCCUCGACCGACAUAUUCUCCGAAGAUUGCGAUAGAUGACGGAGAUGAGGACGAGAUCUGUGGUGGAUCCAGUCCGUCUCUGGGAAAGAGAAGACAGUCCGAUAGGGAUAGUAUACUUCAAAAUAGUGGUGUACCGAGCAUUAGGCAGAGGAUGAUAGAUCAAAAUCAUCAUGCGGAACAAAGCGCUUCACGGGAAAUCACUUUGGGCGAACAGAAUCACGUCGAUGAUGAAGCCGGAAGGAACGUUGAAGAAAGGACGUCUACAGAUGCUGUGAGUCGAGCCGAAGAAGGGCAAUCUAGAGGUCAAACUAGAGUGGGGCCUCCUACACCUCCACGGGCCUAUACAGCAGCAGAUUUUCUGAGGGAUGAAAAUCAGGAAGAGAAUGACAAUAUGGAAGAUAGGUUUGACCCGGGUGGUGAGCUAUCACGUCUCGCAUCUACGCAGCAAAGCCGAGCUGACUACAUUAUGACAGAAGCCUCUUUGUCGGAUAUGGAAGAUCUGGCAUUGGACAUAUUAGACAGGGAAGGGAUGUUGGAUGUUGAGACUGAUGAAGAUCAAGACGAAGAUGAUGAAGACGAUGCUUUGGACGAAUUUGACGAAGAUGAGGAUGAGGAGGACGAUAUGGACCUCGAUGCAGAGGAUGAAGAAGAAGAAGAUGAAGUUGAAAUUGAUCAAGAUUUCAUGGAUAUGGAUCCUGAUAUAGAUAUAUUAGGAUUUGGAGGAUCGAACGCAUCGAGAUUAGAAACUAAAGCUUUCGAUCAUGUCGAUACGAUUUAUCCAAGAAAGAGCUUCAAAGGAGCUAGGAAUGUCGAGACUGUAAAAGAUUGUAACUUCCUAGGUAUUCGAGCUGAUAAAAUUUGCUCGGGAAGUGAUGAUGGAAAUUUCUUUGUCUGGGAUAAAGAUUCGGGAAGGUUGGAAGGCAUUUGGGAAGGUGAUGGAUCGGUUGUCAAUGUCAUGGAACAACACCCUACCUUACCUUUGGUGGCUGUCAGUGGGAUUGAUAAUACUGUCAAGAUGUUCGCACCUACCCAUAUGCCCAUCUCCCCCUCUUUCUCACGUAUGCACCUCGCUCAAAACAUCAUCGAACGUAAUACCCGGUUACCCCGGUUCUUACCUGGAGGUUCAUUUGAGAGAGCCACCUUGUUACAGUUUUUAGCUAGUCGAGGGAUUAGAGUGAGGGCUGAACCUGCAUCGCACAUGAAUGGCGUUGAUGGCGAGGAGGGAAAUGAGGAUGAUGAAGGUGUGGAAGGGUGUGCUACUCAAUGA